This is a messenger RNA of Staurois parvus, 522 nucleotides long. NCBI's taxonomy places the organism in Eukaryota, Metazoa, Chordata, Amphibia, Anura, Ranidae. The record is from the annotation of a GenBank genome assembly.
GGAUGGACAAUAGGAUAACAUGCCGGGGAUGGACACAUAGGAUAAACAUGCUGGGGAUGGACACAUAGGAUAACGCUCUGGGAUGGACACAUAGGAUAACAUGCUGGAUGGACACAUAGGAUAACAUGCCGACUGGGAUGGACACAUAGGAUAACAUGCUGGGAUGGACACAUAGGAUACACAUGCCGGGAUGGACACAUAGGAUAACAUGCCGGGGAUGGACACAUAGGAUAACAUGCCGGGGAUGGACACAUAGGAUAACAUGCCGGGGAUGGACACAUAGGAUAACAUGCCGGGGAUGGACACAUAGGAUAACAUGCCGGGGAUGGACACAUAGGAUAACAUGCCGGGGAUGGACACAUAGGAUAACAUGCCGGGGAUGGACACAUAGGAUGACAUGCCGGGGAUGGACACAUAGGAUAACAUGCCGGGGAUGGACACAUAGGAUGAACAUGCCGGGGAUGGGAUGACACAUAGGAUAACAUGCCGGGGAUGGACACAUAGGAUAACAUGCCGGGGAUG